Messenger RNA from Pyricularia pennisetigena, 2768 nucleotides. RefSeq lists its product as uncharacterized. The transcript is spliced from 5 exons. The record is from RefSeq and is a predicted model, not a curated record. Gene Ontology annotation, cellular component: cytoplasm. Lineage: Eukaryota; Fungi; Ascomycota; Sordariomycetes; Magnaporthales; Pyriculariaceae. The coding region runs from base 57 to 2768 and encodes 903 amino acids. Gene Ontology annotation, biological process: cellular response to oxidative stress.
AUGGGCCAGGCCAGAUUCAAGGGCGCUGCGUGCGUGGUUAGAUUUGGUGGCGUUGGAUGUGCAAGCUGCGGGGUAAAAAUGAGAUGCAGCUGGAAGUUGGGGUGACAGCUGCUAGCGAGGGGAGGUGCGUCGCGAAAAGACGGGACCAACAGCGCACGGGCGACCGAAGAAACAACCCAGCGCCCAUCAUGGACGACGUCACAGCCACGGACAAGUCCAAGGCCGUACAAGCCCUGCUCGAGUCCCGACCUCCCGCGACCGACAAUUUCACAUAUCUGACCAUUAUCGAGAAGUUUUUGUCACCCGAAAUCCUACCGACUCUAAACGAAAUCCUUCAAGAUGCGUCCCUGACGCAGGAAAUCGGCUGGGACCUUGUCCAGAACCUGCUCCUCUACCCCGGAGGCGACAAAUGCCUCGAGACCAUCGCGCGCCUUGGCAACCCUCGCGAAGUCAUCAUCAAGUUGCUCGAGGUCCUAGAGGGCCACCCCGAGGACGAUGAUGACACCUCCCAGCUCUCCGGCGAUGAUGCCAGCGACGCGGACCCCGAGACCAUCAGGCGGUUCAUCGUCCUCUUGGGCAUGCUCGCCAUCUUGCAUAGGCGGAUCAAGACAAAGUACCCUUCACGCUUCCUCGCCACCACCCUUGCAACUGUCCAACGCGCCUAUCGGCCGAAUCAGCUCAUGACUGCGUCGGCCAUCAACCUAGUCCAGUCCCUGUCGGGCCACCGCCGGCCGCCCCUGCCGUCGCGCAAGUCGAGCGUCAACGUUGCCAACCCGGACAAGGAUGGAGACGUUUCCAAGAAUGCCCCGGACCCAGAGGCUGAGCAGCAUGAGGACCCGGCCGAGACUGAGAUACAAGAAAGGCUCCUGCUAUCGUUCGUGUUGGGGAUCCUUGAAUCCUACGUCAACGCGACGUCCCCCGCUUGGGCGCAGCGGUUGAUUGAGGCAUACAACCCGGGAAAGACGGUGCCUGGGAAGAAGACUGCGCUGCAAGCUUACAAGGAUGAUUCUGAUUUGCUCGCAAGAGACGCCAUUAUCGGCCGGCUCGCUGCACUAUCCCAAGACCUCGGCAUAUCCGCCUCUGCGACCCAGAUUAUUGCAUCAGUAUGCGAAGACGGACCGAUCCGCAGGAGCACAAUACCAGACGCCGAUAGGCUCAGGGGACCUCAAGAUGUUCACCUGCCGACGGGCGGCGCCAUUUGCUUGAUGGGAUACUGGGUGUUCUCCUCUACCGUAUUCCAGGCGAACAUGCCCAAGCCCAAGAUCUACAUCUUCCCAGAGCAUCUGAGCCUCAUGCAAAAAUACCUAGAAGAUGACGCAAACGGCGAAAUACAAAGGAUGCCCGGCACAAUCGAGGCUAUCUUGGCCAUUGGUUUGUGGUUGGAGCAUGGCAAAUUUAUUGUCUCUCCUACAAUGUCGACAGAGACGCUCCGUGCGGCCUUCAUGCCUUACCAUCACCUUCUCACGCUGUGUGCAGUAUACCACUCAUCGUUGGGAGUGCGCAAUGCAGCUUCGACGUUGGCCGGCCUGAUACUACAUGCAUGCCCUGAAGAGGAUGGGCGGUUGCACAUCCUAGAGGAUCUCCUUGAGAAUUGCAUGUUCUCGAACCUGAAAGCUUGCGCCGUCACCUGGCUCAAGGAGGAGCUCGAAACGGCACAGAAACCCCCAGCAGUCCAUAUAACUCCCGCCUCUGGGUUGGGAAUUGAUGGUGUAGCAGAGAGUAGCAGCCAGGACAAGAGCAGCAAGGCCAGCAGUAGUAUCUUUGGCACCCCAGAGGCCAUCGAGCAGCUACAAUACCUCGUUUUCCCCGAUAUGCAGUUCGUGCGGGAGAUGGACAAGGACGCCUUUGCCGAAUACUGGUCGCAAAACUCGCCCUUUUUGAUGCAAGCCGCCAACUUUGCCUACCUUUUGUUCCGGUCCGAGAGAUACAGGAAACAGAUCCCCGAAGGCAUGCGCGGAGCCAUGGAGGAGAGGUUUAUCAGGCCAUUGAUCACCGCCACCUCGAAGCCGACCGGGGGCGAAAGUGAUGGGAAGUCUGAGAUCGACGAUCAUCAGGACCCAAGUUUUGCCAUGGAGUUGGAUGUUCUCAAUGGGCGGCUCAAGGACCUGACUGAGAAAAUGCAACUACAACAUUUCCUCUUGGCCUUUGCUUUGGCUGCCGGCGUGACUGCCCAGCUCGAGGACCUCGAGACGACAAAGGAUUUCCACCUCUACAUCACGGAGAGCUCCAACUCAACGCUGGUCGGCUGGUCCAUUUUUGCCUGUCACGUCGGACCCAUGUCCAGGGUCUUGUGCGUCACGGAUGACGGCAUCUUCGAACGCGCCAGCGCGUUUACCCACCAGUACAAGGCCAUGGAUGAGGACGAAGGAGAGGAGGGGGAGGACAAGCACGCCAUCGGCCCGCUGUUGUCCAAGGCGUACUAUACGGAAAAGGCCGAGCUCAAGUUUCUCGAGUCGAUGAUGGUGAUGGGCACUCAGCUGUGGUCGGACCUUGCCAUACCCUCGCUGCAGAUCAACGACGAAGAUUACAGCCCCGUCGGCUUCGACGAUGACGACAACAUGUACCUGGCGGCCUAUGGCGACGGCAGCCACGAGGCGCCGGCCGACAAGGUCAGCCCGUGGGACCCGUCGCAUGCAAUGUACAACUGGUAUGCCUGCCGUGAGACGCAUGUCAACAGCUACACUUAUCAUGCCAUCAACUGGGCUCUGGUGCCGCCGCCAAAUGAGCCAGGCUGCGACUCUGUCACAAUCCAUCGGGUUUACGAGUGA